AUGUAUGAGGAAGAGCUGCUCUAUGAUGCCACCCUCAUAGCUGAUGGACAAAGAUUCCCUUGCCACAGAGCGCUGCUAGCAGCUAUUAGCCCCUACUUUCGGGACAUUUUCAUCAAUACCUGGAAAGAAUCUGGUGGGAAAGAAGUUCUGCUUCAGGAGGUGUCUCCAUUCAUCGUCGAAAACAUUCUGAAAUAUAUCUACACAGAGGACAUAACACUCACCCCUGAGCUGGCGCCGCACCUCUUUGCUGGGGCCAACCGCUUACAGAUCAUACCGCUGCAGAACCUCUGCUCCUUCCAAUUGAGUGGCCAUUUGGCGGUCCUGAGGCUAACCACCAGGUUUCAUGAAGGGAGUCAUGCUGGUUCCUCUGCUCCACAGGCCUUCCUGUUCCUUCUUUCUCCUUCCAGCUUCCUCGGGAAAAAUCUCUCUGUGCAGAACUGCUUUGAGAUGUAUUCUUUGGCGAGGACGCAUAAGAGUCCUGCCCUCCUCCAUGCAGUCAUACGCUUCCUCACCAGAAAAUUCAGCCAGGUCUGCGAGCAUGAGAGUUUCCGCCAGCUGGACCUCAGCACACUCAUCACCCUGAUAUCCUCCAGCAACCUUGAAGUGGCUUCAGAGAUCAAGGUCUAUCGGGCAGUGCGACUCUGGGUGCAAGGGCAAUCCAGCAAGCAUGGUCCUCUGCUAGGAGACCUGAUGCGCCAUGUCCGCUUCCCGCUCUUCAGUCCGGAGGAGCAAGUCGAACUACAGAGGGACUUGGAGAAGUGGAAGGACCUCAGGCUCGAGUGGAAGGUGCUGGAUGGCGAGGAGAGGUUUCGUCACAUCAAGGGCCUCCGACAGGGCAUGUACAAGCCGCACAUCCUGUGCAUCGACACCCAGAUGUGCGAGUACCAGGAGCUGGAGAGUGAAGAGGCCCACAUGGGCUGCUAUGACCCACAGACCGAACUAUGGGAGAAGCUUCCCGGCUUGCUGUCCUUGACGCAUGCGUGUUGCGCCACAGCUGGUGAGAAGAUCUACGUCUCUGGAGGCAUCUGUAAGAACUCUUACUCCACCGCCGUCUAUGAGUUCAGCUCUUUCAGAAACCAGUGGCUGCAGCUCGCACCCAUGACUGUGCCCAGGGCUGCACAUGGAUUCCUGUUCCACAACCAGAAACUCUACGCCAUGGGGGGAUGGUGUCAGUUCCAAAGCUUCCUCAACUUGGCUGAGGCUUUUGAUCUUGCGACAGGGACGUGGGCUACGAUCGCAAAGCUCCCGUUUGCCCUGAGCCACCCGGCCUCAAGCGUCUUCCAGAACAAGCUGUACCUCCUUGGCGGCGCGACGGGAGUUUCUGGCCAAUGGCUGUUCCACAAAGGCUUCCUGAUCUACGAGACCAGCUCCAACACAUGGACUCAGGUGCCUCUGUCCACGGGUUUCUUUGCUGCAGGAGCUGUGGCUGGGGACAGGGGGAUCUAUGUAAUCGGGGGGUACAUCGAGAAGAAAAUACGGGGCUGGGUUGAAGGGCUCCUCAUCCCCGAGAACCGCCACAGCUCUCGCAAGUGCUUCUUAGUCAAUGAGACUGGCAAAAUUAGUAGCGACAUUGGUAUGCCCAAACUGCCGCGUGGGGUUGCCAACGCAGGGGUAGUCUCCUGCGGGAAGCGGAUCUACGUGUUGGGUGGGGAAGACUUAGCCCAGCGCUACAAGAUGAUUUACUACUGGGAGCCUGGAGAACCCCGCUGGCACCGGUGCACAACAGAGAUCCCUACCACCCGUGAGGGCAUCAGCAGUUUUGGAUGUGUGACCAUGAUGAGGCCCAUCCCACAUAUCCGCCAGCUCUUCCAGGGCACCGCCCUUGUCAUUGUGUCUGCGGCCAGCAAAUAGCCACCCCCCUGGUGAUCCUGAAUGAACUUUCAAGUUAGCAGAA
Molecule: messenger RNA, 1894 nt
Organism: Podarcis muralis (Common wall lizard)
Lineage: Eukaryota; Metazoa; Chordata; Lepidosauria; Squamata; Lacertidae
Source: RefSeq, a predicted model, not a curated record